AUGAGAUACAUUAGGACAGGCAGCUUGAAGAGGCUGUUUUCCCUAAAACGACACAGUUUUGAUGAAGAUCUGCCUAAAGAUAUUGAGUACAGUAGCAGCAGUGAAGAGAUUAUUAAGCAGCCAAAUGGGCAGCAGUUUCAGAAGCCCACCUGGAAAUGCUUCUCCUUUGAAGAAAUAUUUUCUGCCACCAAUGGCUUCUCCUCAGACAACAUGGUUGGGAAAGGGGGUUAUGCAGAGGUUUACAGAGGGGUUCUUGAAGAUGGGCAAGCAAUUGCUGUGAAAAGGCUGACAAAAACAACAAAUGAUGAGAGGAAGGAGAAGGAGUUUCUGACAGAAAUUGGGACACUUGGGCAUGUUUCACAUCCAAAUGUUACUUCACUUCUUGGGUGUUGUAUUGAUAAUGGGCUCUAUCUAAUUUUCCAGUUCUCAUCAAGGGGCUCUGUUGCUUCACUUCUCCAUGAUGAGAAAAUGGCUCCUAUGGACUGGAAAACAAGGUUCAAAAUUGCAGUUGGGGCUGCCAAGGGCCUACAUUAUUUGCACAAAACUUGUCCAAGAAGAAUAAUUCAUAGGGACAUUAAGGCUUCCAACAUUUUAUUAGCUGCAGAUUUUGAACCACAGAUAUCUGACUUUGGUUUGGCAAAAUGGCUUCCUUCACAGUGGAGCCAUCAUUCCAUAGCUCCUAUAGAAGGAACAUUUGGGCACCUGGCGCCGGAGUACUUUAUGCACGGGGUCGUCGAUGAGAAAACGGACGUGUUUGCGUUCGGAGUAUUUUUACUCGAGAUCCUUUCUGGAAAGAAACCUGUGGAUGGUUCUCAUCAGAGCUUGCAUAGUUGGGUAAAUGUUCGAAAAUCCUUAAGUAUGGCUUGUUUUCGAAUUUGUAGUGUAUAUAAAGUUUUGGAGGUAAUCAAAGGGGAAGAGGAAAUAGACAGAGGAAAAUGGAAGAUGCCCGAAGAAGAAGAAGAAGACGACGAAGAUAAUUUUUGGGGCUUUGAGGAUCUUGAUGAAUAUGGUGAUACUUGUUCUUUCUCAAAUUCUCCAAAUGGCUCAAUUUCAACUGGGACUUGUUCUUAUAACCCUCAGAGCAUGAUCAACUCAACCCUGGUAGUAAAUUGA
This is a messenger RNA of Striga hermonthica, 1113 nucleotides long. Lineage: Eukaryota; Viridiplantae; Streptophyta; Magnoliopsida; Lamiales; Orobanchaceae. The record is from the annotation of a GenBank genome assembly.